ACCUCAUCAUCAUCAUCAUCAUCAUAUCAUUCAUCAUCUCUCCUCCACCACCCCCACGCCACUCCAAAAGUCUUCUCUCUCCUCUUUCUCUCUCUUCUGGAAGUCAUUCGAAAGCUUCGUGCUUUCUCACGGCACAGCACAGCUUCGCUCCUUCAAUCACGCCAUUUCCGCAAGAAGCCAUCUCCAUCUCCAUCUCCAUCUCCAUCUUCUUCGCCGAUCAGUUGUGGCUACCGUCCCCGAUCACCCUGCUUUCCGUGAAUUUCGGGGUCGGGUCGCGUCGGGUCGGGUCGAGCAUCGGUUCCGGCGGAGCACGGAGCCCGGAUUUUUUUGGCCGAUCGGCGGUGGGGAUCCGGGCAAUGGCGGAGGCGGGGAGGGACGAGGAAUUGAGCAGCAAGCAGAAGAGCUCGUUCUUCGGUCGGUCUUUCACCAUGCAGCAGCCCAAGGCUGUGGUCGAUCACCAUCCCUCCCUCGAGCGGGCCGGUUCCAUCAGGAAGUUGUACAGUUCGAUCGAGUCCUUCAAAGGUAAGGUCCUCAAGCUCCGCAAUUUCUUCGACUCCCCGAAACCCCGCCCGUCCCCCGCCGCCGCCAUCGCCGCCGCCGCCGCCGACAUUUUCCAUUUGCAAGCGCAAUCCCAGCUCCAAUCGCAGCUCCUUUCCAGGUUAAAGCCCACGAGAUCGCUCGGCUCGAGCUUUAGCAGCAACUCGUCGAUUCGGCUGCCCGGUACAGGGGAUAGGAUCGUAGUGUACUUCACUAGCUUGCAUGGCAUUCGGAGGACUUAUGAGGACUGUUAUGCGGUGAGGACGAUUUUUAGAGGGUUUAGAGUGUGGGUCGACGAGCGAGACGUUUCGAUGGAUUUGGCAUAUAAGAAGGAGCUGCAGAGUGUGUUGGGUGAGAAAAGAGUGAGCUUGCCGCAGGUGUUUAUUGGGGGCACGUACGUAGGUGGAGCCGACGCGAUCAGACAGAUGUAUGAAACGGGUGAGUUGGCGAAAAUCCUCGAACGUUUUCCCAAGAAAGCGCCGGGAUUUGUGUGCGAGGGCUGUGGGGAUGAGAGGUUUGUGCCGUGCACGAAUUGCGACGGGAGCAGGAAGGUGUUUGAUGAAGAUGAAGGGGUGCUCGAGAGGUGCUUGGAGUGUAAUGAGAAUGGGCUGAUGCGGUGUCCGGAAUGUGGUUCUUGAAUUUGGGCAAAUAAUUUUGGUCAUGCUCAAAACUACGUGUUGCCGAGGAGGUUAUUUCUUGACGUAAAUGAUAAUCUGCAGGAGGCUGGAGCCGGCGAUGAUGCAUCCCCUUAAUGGUUCCAAGGUUGAAUUUUUCCAGGAUUUUCUGGACUCUUUUAGCAGGGAAGGAAUGGUUCAUCAACUCCAUGAACUGGGUUAGUAAGUUAUUGUAUGUAAAGUCUAAGUGACAAUUUCACUGUUGUUUUUGUAUUUAUGCAGGAGAGAUUUACGCUCCUUGGAAUGUACAUAAAUAAUUUGACUUGAGAAUGUUUGUGGUUGUUUUUCACAAAUUAUGAUAAGAGGAGAGGGGAAAUUGAUAUUCCUUUUGUGCUCGA
Messenger RNA from Eucalyptus grandis, 1549 nucleotides. RefSeq lists its product as uncharacterized. Bases 357 to 1175 code for a protein of 272 amino acids. The record is from RefSeq and is a predicted model, not a curated record. Lineage: Eukaryota; Viridiplantae; Streptophyta; Magnoliopsida; Myrtales; Myrtaceae. The transcript has a single exon.